AGUUAUGUCCUUGGCAUAAGAAUCUACCGAGAUAGAUCAAGAAAGUUAAUAGGUCUGAAUCAAAGUACAUAUAUAGAUAAAAUCCUUGAUCGAUUUAGCAUGUCUAACUCAAAGAAAGGAUCUUUACCUAUGACACCUGGCACGGUUCUUUCCAAGAGCCAGAGUCCUUCUACUCCCGAGCAGAAGGAACUCAUGAUGAAGGGAAGUCCAGGAGAAGCACACUGGACAGCGGUCAAGAACAUCCUCAAGUAUCUUCGCAAUACUAAGGAUGCAUUCCUGGUAUACGGUGGUGAGGAAGAGCUAAAAGUGGUCGGUUACAUUGAUGCUAGCUUCCAAACCGACAGAGAUGAUUCAAAAUCACAAGCAGGAUAUUUGUUUUACCUAAAUGGCGGAGCUUUUAGCUGGAAGAGCUUCAAGGAGGAUACAACCGCUGAUUCGACUACAGCUGAGUACAUAGCUGCCGCCGAGGCAGCUAAAGAAGUUGUUUGGAUCAAGAAGUUCAUUACUGAACUUAGAGUGGUUCCUAGUAUUAAUAACCCUAUCUCAUUGUUUUGCGACAACACUGGGGCCAUUGCACAGGCAAAGGAACCGCGUUCUCACCAGAAAACCAAACAUAUUGUACGAUGCUAUCACAUCAUACGAGAAAUUGUAGACAGAGGAGAUGUGAUGAUUUGCAAAGUAGAUACAGACGAAAACAUAGCCGAUCCUUUGACCAAGCCUUUAGGAAAGCUAAAGCAUAAGGGUCACACUAGGUCCAUGGGUAUUCGACCGAUGCCAGAUUGGCCAUAGUGCAAGUGGGAGAUUGUCGGAGUUGUGCCCUGAUGGCCAACUGUUUAUCAUUAUUCUAUUAUGUAUAGGCAGAUAUAAUAUGUUUACACAUCUCAUGCUAAUGUAAACAAAUAUUAUAUUCCUAGAUUUAUAUUUAAAGAUGUUUAUCAGAUAGUGUUAUUCUGCUGAUGAGACUAACAUCUUGAAAUAAAUAUUUAUCUAAAUG
Cuscuta campestris is the source of this 994-nucleotide messenger RNA. The record is from the annotation of a GenBank genome assembly. NCBI's taxonomy places the organism in Eukaryota, Viridiplantae, Streptophyta, Magnoliopsida, Solanales, Convolvulaceae.